Rhopalosiphum padi (bird cherry-oat aphid) is the source of this 1943-nucleotide messenger RNA. RefSeq lists its product as uncharacterized. NCBI's taxonomy places the organism in Eukaryota, Metazoa, Arthropoda, Insecta, Hemiptera, Aphididae. The transcript is spliced from 14 exons. The record is from RefSeq and is a predicted model, not a curated record. The coding region runs from base 107 to 1867 and encodes 586 amino acids.
AAAUAAAUUUUGACUAAAGUUUUUGACUAUAAAUAAGAGGUACUGGCUCAACUAGAAUCAACUUACAGUUCGCCAUUCUGGGAACCGAUCAAAGGCGACUAACAGGAUGAGGACUGUACUGAGUCUUUGCGUUGUUAUUGCUGCUGCUUUAGCAUGCCCACUAACAGACAAAAAACCAUGUUGCUGUUGCGAUUUGCCUAAAAUAUGCCCUGCUACAUGGAACGUUAAGAGAUUUGAAUCCCAAUAUUCCACCGUCGCAUUCCAAGGAACAUGGAACGUACAAAUGGCAACACCAACAUACAUCAAAGGAAACAACCCAUUGAAAACCGGGCUGUUCUGUAACACUUAUCCAAGCACCAGUAAUCAAUUGAUAUUCGAGGAUACCACACCUUGUGAUAACUCUGACUACAACACCGAAUACGUAGUGACUGACAAAUCAUACAAUCUUUAUACACAAUGUCCAGAAACCACUAAAACAUUAUUCAGUCCAGCAUAUGGAAAAGAUAGCCAACAUGCAAUCUUUAACGUUGGUACAGAAAAAUAUUAUAAAAACCCAUUAACGGAAAAAUAUCCAUUCAUUGAUGACAAAUUAAUCAGACAUAAAAUCGAUGGUUCCUACAAGAGAGAAUAUACAAUCUCUGUAAUUGGUGCUGAUGAUUGCUGGGGAGAGUACAUGGUUUUGGCAGUUAUCAACCAAUACGACAACUUCUUCUGCGACAAUGAUUAUAUCAUCUGGGUUAUGACAAGAGAUGUUGCCCCUAAAUGGUGUACCUAUAAUAAAGCAUUCGAAGACAUUCAGAAGAGUGGACUUAACCCAUACCAUUUGAUAAGUAUUGAUCAUUCACUAGACAACUCAUUGCCUUCAUUACCUACUGCACCUUCAGUACCCACAAUGCCAACUGGUGAUGUCAAUAAUAUGGUACAUAAGACAUCCGUCGCUACAUCAACUACAAAAACCAUUAGUACUGGCUGUUCUUGUUCUUCAUCUUCUUCAAAAACAACAACAGAGAUAUCGACUGUUGUAAUCGAGAUAAGCUCAGAUUUCACUAGCACUUAUGACAUUGGACAAUGUGAUUUAUACAACGGUAUCCAAAUCUUGAAGAGCCUGGAUACUAAAGCUAUCAGACGUGCCUUGUCUGGAAAAUAUUACUUGGCCGAAGCAACACCUUGCUCGUAUUUCGAUAUCCCCAAUUCUAGAGUCGGAAUGUUAAAUACUGCUUUCCCUGCAUGCUCAAUGCAACUUAUUUUUGAUGAUGAAUGUAUGGAUAUGUGGGAUUACAACACUCCUCAUAUGGUGAUGGACCGUGGUUAUAACAUGAAGACCGGCGAAAUUCAAGAAACGAGAAGCUAUAUUUCUUCAGUGUAUUCUGAAGACCACCCAUACGGUUCAACUGUUUUUGCAAUGUAUUCUGAAGGAUAUUAUCCAGAUACAAUUGAAGAAUUGACUAAACUUAAAUUAGAUGGAAUGAUCUGCAAACAACCCUCAGAUAUAUACAAACAACAAAUCAUUGCAAGUGUUAUAGGAUACAAUGAAGACGAUUACCUAUUGUUGUGCCUUGCUAACCAGUACAAGAACCCAUUCUUUACUUCGGAACCAGUAUACCAAGUCUAUGCCUAUACAAGAGAUAGAAUUCCAUCCCAGAAAACCAUGAACAAUAUUAAUCAAGAAUUAUUGCGCGCUGGAUAUAAUCCAAAUUACUUGAUCAAAAUAGAUCAGACCACGGAAAUAGAUGUAGAAUACGUAUUUGAAACUUCAUAUUAUGAAUCGACAACUUCAUGCUGGAGUAGUAGUAGCAGUAGUUAUAGCGUGAAAACAUCUUCUUACUCAUCUUCAUCAUCGAGUUCGGCUGUUACCAUUGGGUGUUAAGUAAUUUAAAAUAUUAUUAUAUAUUAUGUCAAUACAUUCAAUUUAAUAAAUAAAUAUAAAUAUCAUGCAUUAUCAA